Molecule: messenger RNA, 1686 nt
Organism: Microthlaspi erraticum
Lineage: Eukaryota; Viridiplantae; Streptophyta; Magnoliopsida; Brassicales; Brassicaceae
Source: the annotation of a GenBank genome assembly
AUGGCCGUCUCGGACUCAGGUCCUGUCGUCAACACAACCCCGCUCGUCACUCUCCUCGAGCGCGUGCAGAUCACGGCACUACGAUCCUACCCGAAAAAACAAAGCCCUGACCCCAAAUUCUACAUUGAUCUGUCCCUCAAGCUCCCUCACAAUCUCUCCACCGUCGAAUCAGCCUUCAACGAUCUCACGAGCGGAUCACGUGACCUCUCAGUGCCGGUGGAGAAGCUGAAAACGUUCGUCGACCAAUACUUCGACGGCGCAGGAGAAGAUCUGCUGCACCACGAGCCAGAGGACUUCGUCUCAGAUCCCUCCGAGUUUCUCCUAAACGUGGAGAACAAACAAGUCAGAGACUGGGCGCGUGAGGUCCACGGUCUCUGGAAAACACUUAGCCGCAAGGUCUCUGACUCCGUGAGAGAGUUUCCUGAACGGCACACGCUUCUACCGUUGCCGGAACCGGUUAUCAUUCCCGGUUCGAGAUUCAGAGAGGUCUAUUACUGGGAUUCUUACUGGGUCAUCAAAGGACUUAUGACGAGUAAAAUGUUCACUACCGCCAAAGGUUUAGUGACGAAUCUGAUGUCACUGGUUGAGACUUACGGUUACGCUUUGAAUGGUGCCAGAGCUUAUUACACUAACCGAAGCCAACCACCUCUGUUGAGCUCAAUGGUCUAUGAGAUUUAUAAUGUAACCAAAGAUGAGGAACUUGUGAGGAAAGCUAUCCCUGUGCUUCUCAAAGAGUACGAAUUUUGGAACUCAGGAAAACAUAAGGUGGUUAUUAGAGACGCUAGUGGUGCUGAUCACAUUUUGAGCCGUUACUACGCCAUGUGGAACAUGCCAAGACCUGAAUCCGCUGUUUUCGAUCAAGAAUCUGCUUCGGGGUUCUCUAAUACGUUAGAGAAACAACGGUUCCAUCGAGAUAUUGCUACAGCUGCUGAAUCAGGAUGCGAUUUCAGCACGCGAUGGAUGAGGAAUCCGCCUAAUUUCUCUACAAUGGCUACAACAUCAGUUGUACCGGUGGAUCUAAAUGUCUUUCUUUUCAAGAUGGAACUCGAUUUAGCCUUCAUGAUGGAGAUUAUUGGGGAUGCAAAUGGUAAAGACCGUUUUACAAAAGCGGCGAAAGCGAGAGAGAGAGCUUUUGAAGCCGUGUUUUGGAACGAAAAAGCAGGACAGUGGCUAGAUUACUGGCUUUCCUUCGAUGGUGAUGAGCCUGAGACAUGGAAAGCUGAAAACCAGAACACCAAUGUCUUUGCAUCUAACUUUGCUCCAAUGUGGAUUAGUUCCUUCAAUUCAGAUGAGAAUCUUGUCAAGAAAGUUGUGAAAGCUCUUGAAAACUCAGGGCUCAUAGCUCCUGCUGGAAUCUUAACCUCUUUGACAAAUUCGGGACAGCAAUGGGAUUCUCCGAAUGGAUGGGCACCGCAACAAGAGAUGAUCGUGACAGGGCUCGCGAGAUCAGGGCUAAAGGAAGCUAAAGAGAUGGCAGAGGAGAUUGCAAGGAGAUGGGUCAAAAGCAACUAUGCUGUUUACAAGACAAGUGGGACUAUUCAUGAGAAGCUCGAUGUUUCAAAAAUUGGUGAAUAUGGUGGUGGUGGAGAGUAUAAGCCACAGACGGGAUUUGGAUGGUCAAACGGGGUUAUAUUAACAUUCUUGGAGGAGUUUGGAUGGCCCUCUGACCUCAGCAUCGAACCUUAG